Messenger RNA from Amphimedon queenslandica, 4001 nucleotides. RefSeq lists its product as uncharacterized. The transcript has 20 exons. The record is from RefSeq and is a predicted model, not a curated record. NCBI's taxonomy places the organism in Eukaryota, Metazoa, Porifera, Demospongiae, Haplosclerida, Niphatidae. Bases 60 to 3896 code for a protein of 1278 amino acids.
CUUUUUUGGUGAAACUAAUUUAACACAUCAUCACUAUAGUUGUGGCCUGCCAGUCUGUUAUGGAGAAGUGCUGUCUUCUUUUUUUCCUUCUAUUGACUGUCUCUACAGGCCUUGCUUUUCCCAGAGAAGAUAAUUGUGAUGUACAAAUAUAUGUAUCUGAUUCAUCUACAGUAAAAGAAUGUCAGCUCACAGAACUCUCAGCCCUUGAUGACAUGUAUUAUGAAUGUAGCUCCCUUGAAGAUGCCUUGAGUCUUACAAGUCAAAAUAUAACUAGUGAUAACUGUACCAAGAUACUAUUAAGAGGAGGGACAUAUAUAGUUAGGUACAUCUACUCUUUUAAUCAGAGUGUAGUACUGCUAUGUCAAUCCCAAGAUGUAGCAAAAGUGAUAUUUAACGUUAGCAGUGUCAUCAUAAGCUCUUUGAAGCGGUUUCAGCCACUUUAUGUCCUCCAGUUUAAUGAUGCAGAAUAUGUUAACAUUAGAGGAAUUGAUUUUGAUGGAUCUCCUGGUAUUAUUGGAAUCCGAAGAGUAGCUAGCAUCAGAAUUGAAGACAGUAGUUUCAGUUAUUUUGUUGAGGGAGCUAUUGACAUUCUCAACUCCUUUGAAAUUAUGAUAAUCAGCUGUAGUUUUAACAAUUGUGGUCCGGUAACCGACACUUUAAAAAAUCAGUUUUACAGUAUUCAUUCAGGAGGUCUAUCAAUCACUAUAGACUCACUAAGUGAAAGAAAUGGUGUAGAACCAAUCAUAAACAUAACUGAAUCUACUUUCUACAAUAACUCUGCGCUACCAACGCCAGAACUUUCUCGGUCUACAAAUGAUAUUUUUACUAAAAACAUUUUCACUGGGAGAGGUGGUGGAUUGGGUAUUACUUUAAAUUCUCCUAAUAAAAGUGUGAAAGCCUACAUAACUGAUUGUACAUUUAAAAAAAAUAGAGCAUUGGUUUGGGCAGGUGGCUUAUAUAUUGUUUUUGGUCCUAUGUCAAAUCACACUGUAAUUGUAGAAGGAAGCUAUUUUAUUGAAAAUGACAGUGAAUAUGGAGCUGGUGGAUUGUUCUCAUCAACUGUUGAUAGCACCACUAAUAUUGCUUUUUCGUCAAUUUAUGUCAAAAAGUCCAGCUUUAUUGCCAACACUGCAUUUCAAGGUGGUGCUACUGUGAAUCCUUCUCCUGGUAGACCAGGUUUUUCUAGUGCCCAGACGUUUACUUUUGCCAGAUUUGAGAAUUGUAAUUUCACCAGAAAUAAAGCAGUCCAUAUUAGUGCAAUAGCCCUUGUCACUCUUGACACAUUUAGCUCUCAACGCAGAUCUCCAGUAGAAAUUGUAAACUGCACCUUUUCUAGUAACGAGGCUGUAGACUCUCCAGCUCUCUCUGCUUUAUAUGUACCAGUGACAUUUGAUGGAAUGAUAGUAUUUGACAGUAACAUCGGAGGAGCAAUUGAAGUAGUUCAUGCCAUUGCAUUUGUAAAAGGUUGUCUUAAAAUAUUUAAUACUACUACAGUUGGCACUAAUGGAGGUGCUUUUCAAUUAAAUUCAUUUGGGCAGAUAAUGCUACAUAAAGGAGCAGAAAUUGUUUUUGACAACAAUACUGGAAGCUUGGGAGCUGCUUUGAUAUCAGGAACUCAACGUUUGUUAACUGCAUUCACUCAACUACUUUAUAAUCCAUUGUGUUUCUUACUUUACGAAGACAUAAGAAUUACACCAAAUCAAUGGAAAGAUGUCAAAAUGACUUUUUCUGGUAACAAGGCAAUUGUUGGUGCAGCUGCUUACACUGAGUUGCUGUACCCAUGCUCUUGGAGUCAGUUGAAAGAUCCCUUUUUUAAGAGUGAAGAAGUUUUGAAAUGGAAUUUCAUUAAUUAUGGAGUAAAUACUAACACAUUUCAUGAUACAAACAAAACCAAUCCUCAGUGGUAUGUGCAGACAUCAGCUGUUGGAAUUGACAGCUUGGAAAACAUUGUCACUACUUAUCCUGGGGAAAUGUUUCAGUUGAAUCUAUCAGUUGUAGAUGAACUUAAUGAACCUGUUGCUGCUCCUCUCAGAGUACUAGAAUCGUCUCAAAGAAAUGAUGUCUUAAUGCAACCAGCUGUAUCAUUUUAUACAAAUGAGUCAGAGCUGCCAAUAAAACAAGUGAUACUUCACACAGGAGCUAAUACUAAUGGGAUGUAUGAUCUGACCAUAUAUAAUGUCUUUAAUUUAGAAGCAACAACAGUUUCUAAUUUUUCCAUCAAGUUGAGAGACUGUCCACCUGGUUUCAUUCUUACAUCUUUUGAAAGCAACGCAGAAUUUAUGAAAUGCACUUGUAACUUUGAUAAUCAAGAUAUCAUUACUUGUAGCAAUAAAGGACCGAUGUUCCAAGAUUCCUAUUGGGCAACUACUGAUAGCAACAACAAUGAUGGAUUGGCAUUAUAUCAUUGCCCUACUCAAUACUGCCGCUGUUUUACAACUAGAGAUUUGCCCACAGAAUGUAUUUAUACCUUCAACUUGGAGACUCCAGACUCUCAAUGUAACUGUAAUAGAAAAGGUGUAUUAUGUGGUGAAUGCCGCAAUGGCAAAGGAGUUAGUGCUCUUUUGAAUAAAUGUACCACUUGCCAUGAUGCAUUUAGUUUACUAAUAGUAACAUUAGUGCUGAUUGAUAUUUGCAUCAUAAUAGUCGUAUUAAGAUUCUACUUAAGCAUAAAUUAUCCUUCAUUAUUAUUCCCAUGUGUAUUCUAUAUUCAAUUUCUUCCUUAUGGUGUAGAAGUAUUUCAGAAUGAAUUUGCAAACAUCAAGCCUUAUCUUCAGUAUGUGGGAAGUGCCAUUGGACUUUACUUUCCCUACGACUUUUGUUUGUAUUCAAAUGCAAGUCCUGUAGCUACACAUGCAUUUAAGUUAAUACCUAUAGCUCUUGCACUGGUAAUAACACCAAUAAUACUGGCAGUUAUCUGGAAAUUUUUACGUUUAAAGGCCUAUGGUAACUGGACUUCUGUGUGGCUGCUACUUGUUGUUCUUUAUCCUCAAGCAGUUCACACUUCUCUUGUUGCUUUAAAUUGCCCUAGAAUAUCAGUUAAUGGAACAACAGAAUCUAGAUGGUUUAUAGAUGGUAGUAUUUUAUGCUUCAGAAAUGAACAUGCUCUGUUAGGCAUUUUCUCAAUAUUAAUUCUUUUUAUUUGUGUUGCUGCCAUACCAGUUACUCUUUUACUUUCAAUAAAAAAGUUUGAGAAUAUAAGAUGGUUGCAUAGGCUUCAAUCUGGAUUACAUGUUUGGUUUAAAAAGGAGUACAAGUGGUGGUAUUGUAUUGAGCUAGUAAGGAGAUUCUUAUUAUUGCUGAUGGUUGUGCCUUUUCCUGGUAAUCAGUAUCCAGUCUUCAUUACUUACUGCAUUACAAUGGGACUAUUCCUUUAUCUUCAACCAUAUGCCAUGCCUGCAGCAAACUGGCUAGAAUUUAUAUUUUCCAUUGUCACUUUUUUGAUUUAUGUGCUCCUAAUUCCAAGACUUCCAAUUUAUUUUAAAGAAACUACAUACGUAACGGAAUAUGGAAGAUGCAGUGAGGAGAUACAAAGAUACUCUGCUGUCAGUGUUCUUGGGGGAGUGCUAUACUACAGUGUUUUACUGGUGUCAUCUAUUUCACUAAUUAUGUGGGGCAGCAUGAUCAUAUUGCCUAAAAUGAAGAAAAAGUUCCUAACAAAGACAAAAAGCAAAAGAAUUUCAUCUGACAUAAGGCCUCAUGCAGUAAGUGAAGCUACAGAAGUUGAAUCCAAAGCAACAACCUACCUACGAAUGACUAACCAUGGAAUUUGGAAAUUCCACGGACGAGCUAGUGAGCGCAGUAAUGUCAGCAAUAGUACAAAAAGUUGUCAUGGUAACACCAAUACAGAAAAACUUAGUGAUGUACAUGUACAAGAAAAAUCAACAGAAUUAGUCUAAAACUAUACUUAUAUUACAAGUGUGCAUAUUUUUAUGUUAAAAUCCAUGUUGUGGUCAAAAUUUUUUAGUAUUUUAAGUUUGAAAUGAAUUAGCUUAGAACAUUAA